GUAGUCCUUCAUGGGGUAUCUUUACCUUCUCUUAGUUUCUUUUUUCUCCUUCAUACACCCAUACACACGUUGGUACAAAACAAAGCGUGGAAAAAUAAAAACUCUGCGGUGAAUUUUUUAUCUCUUCAUAACUGAACGUAUGCAGAGAAAGUCACUCGUGCUUUUGCGUCGAGGCAAGCCUCGCCCACGUGCAAGUAUGUUUCCUGAUAAGUACCGCCGCGUUCCAAAUUUGCUGAAACCCCAACAAGGUGGGCAGCAAUACUUCUCAGAGUUCCUCAUUCGCACGGCGAACGACGAGGUUUUGCGCGGCGCAUCGGAUAUCUCUGAGGAAGUGCGAAACUCCGGAAUUCGCCAACGGCUACCGCAGCAGGACCUUGAGGCGAGCAUUGAGCGCACGACGCGAGAGAGCAUCGCGGAAGAUAUGAAGCAACUGAUCGAUCAGGAUGGCUUCAACACGACACGUGGCUUUAACCAACUCCAAUGGUACGAGCAGGAAGGCGAGCGGAUGCAGCCAAAAGAUCACACUCACAUAUUGCAGGAUCAAGAGUUAAAGGGACCGUCCGAGGGUGCCCUGCCAGAUCGCGUCCUUGGCGAGGAUUAUUUUAAGGAUCGGUAUGGUUACUCACUUGUGAAGGAUAAAUCCACCUCCAAUGAGGUAGGUUUGUCCAUCAUAAAUUACUCACAACUGGACUUGUGGGGCGAGAUGCCGAAAUAUAAUCGUGAUAUGGUUUUUCUGUAUUUGGUUUCACGGCGGCGCAACACCUAUGCGGUAGCCUACGACUACGACGGCAAGCGUCUUCUCACAACUUAUACAGCGGGUAAUCGAGGGCUUAAAGGCGGGGACCGCGGCUUUAGAGGAGACGGAUCCACCGAUAAUGGGCAUCAAGUAACCAGCAUGUAUCUAAACGACCUACUUCCUCGGAUUCGUGAGAAACGCGCUGCCGAUAACAACCCGAUGAGGAAAAACGAAAAGAUAGAGCUUGUCGUGCGCGUGAUGGGCUUCUACAACGGUCGUCAGGGAGCGGUUCGCGCAGUGCAGGAUCGCUCAGCAGACUAUGUAGUUCGCUAUAUCGAAGAUAUCACACCAUUUCCACUGAACGGACCCAAGAUGCCGAAAGGUGUUUUCAAGUAGUAUUUUCAGAUACCUCUAAAACAUGGAUUUAUUUUCCAACAAAAUUCUGAGCAAUUCCAAAAUGUGCAAAAUUAGCAUCAAAAGGACUUGGCUGUGUUUGGAAAUUUUCAGUAUUAUUAUAUUGAUAUCGGAGAGGUGUACAAAAUGUAGAAUGAUAGAAACAGCUCAAUAUAAUUUGGUAAACUUUAACUUCUUUUUAAGCAAGAUAAUGAA
This is a messenger RNA of Phytomonas sp. Hart1, 1345 nucleotides long. The record is from the annotation of a GenBank genome assembly. Lineage: Eukaryota; Euglenozoa; Kinetoplastea; Trypanosomatida; Trypanosomatidae.